CUUGAUUCUUGAAUGCUCUUUUGAGUCCUCAAAGUUUCAUUCAUGGCUUCAAUCCUCGAUGCCAACACGGCUCUACAACAUCCAGCUACUGAGGAGACUCACGAUGAACAUUUCUCUGAGUUAGAUAAUGAGCAAGUCUCUGAGGGUGAUAGCGACUGUGACGUAUCCGAUGGUCUGACAGAUGGAUACCAAAAUGCAGAGUCAGAUUCGGAGGAGUCGGUCGAAGGCAACAAGGAGGACUCUUUGCGUUUCGAGGCAAUACAAAAAAUCGAACGACUAGCGUUGUCGUUUCUUGAACAACUUGCUGGUUCACUACCAAACCAACGAGCUGAUAUAACGUCUAUCGGAAUUUUUCAGGCACCUAUUAAUUCAAGAUCAAAAUACCCCAAAAUCGAGCUUCAGUUAGCCGACCGUCAUAAAACAUCCGAAUGUAUCAGAGUUAUACGAUACCCCCUUAAACGAAAAGGAGCGAGUAUAAAGCCAUUCGCGCAGAUUUUACGUGUCAUGGACUUCGCUCACCAAGCCCUAGUUGACAAUGUACCAUUAACAAAGCGGUAUCCGUCUUAAUGAAGCUUGAGAAGGAACUAAGAAGAAGCUAACUGUGUUCCUAGUGACAUGUACUACAAGGAUGUCCCCCUCUUCAAAGCUCAGGGAACUGUUGAUCGAGUGCGUUAUUUGGGCACGGAGUGUCACCGUUUAUAUUCACUGACGCCAGCUCGUCGAUGAUCUUGCCGUGACAUUGGACCUAGAACGGGCCGACCUCAAA
Messenger RNA from Suillus plorans, 766 nucleotides. RefSeq lists its product as uncharacterized. The transcript has 4 exons. The record is from RefSeq and is a predicted model, not a curated record. Bases 43 to 567 code for a protein of 174 amino acids. NCBI's taxonomy places the organism in Eukaryota, Fungi, Basidiomycota, Agaricomycetes, Boletales, Suillaceae.